This is a messenger RNA of Puccinia triticina, 870 nucleotides long. RefSeq lists its product as uncharacterized. The transcript is spliced from 4 exons. The coding region runs from base 1 to 870 and encodes 289 amino acids. The record is from RefSeq and is a predicted model, not a curated record. Lineage: Eukaryota; Fungi; Basidiomycota; Pucciniomycetes; Pucciniales; Pucciniaceae.
AUGAUAUUCGGCAUUUUCCCUUCAGCCAUUCUCCUGUUGUUGCAAGUGGCGCAAAAGACUUCCGCGGGAGAAAGCGAAAUCAGACAUAUCAAAGAGCUAGGCGAGGCAUUCGAAGCAAGCGCAGUGCCUGAGGGGCCUUCUACGGCGCAUGCAAGGUUUGUCAAGCCGCUGGCUGCGAAGAAGUCUGAACUCAUUCACUCCGGAGAUAAAUUUGAUGGAGAAACUGGGACAUCCAGUACCGGAGAAGAUCCGAUAGCUACGAAUGCAUGGUCGGAUUUUAUGGCUUCCGCCACAACUGAAAAGACCUCAUCAUUACAUGGAAUUGAGGAUUGGACCUGCUCUUCAAGUAGCAAAAGGGCGGGAGGUAACAAUGAGAUCGAAUCGGAAGACGAAGGGCUCACAGAUGACGCUUUUGUGAAGAGAAAAGAGCUUUAUCCGGCAACCCCGCCAUCAUAUAGAACUGGUCAUGAAGCCAUGUACUACUCUAGAGUAAACCCGCGAAGUUCUCUUCCCGAUUACUAUCGCCAGGACUCGUCUCCUACUGUCAAUGAGAUUGAAUUGGCAGACGAAGAUAUCACACGAGAUGAUGAAGCUUAUGCCAGAGAACUACAGGAACUUGAUGAGAAACUGGAUAGUAACCUUGAUGAAAAAAAUCAUACUAUCAAAGAUGAUGAAGCUUUAGCUCAAGAAUAUGCAAUCGCGGAGCACGGGGAUAAUUGGAAACUUGCUCAGCUCAAUAUCCAAAAGGAAUGCCAUGAACUCAGAUCAACCUCAAGAGCGUUUUUGGAUGUGCCAGUCAUUUUGAUGAUGAUUAUUUUUUGUGCACAUAUCUUCCUCAUCUUCCUCAUAAAAAUGAUAGGAGCUCCAUAA